Molecule: messenger RNA, 1203 nt
Organism: Zasmidium cellare ATCC 36951
Lineage: Eukaryota; Fungi; Ascomycota; Dothideomycetes; Mycosphaerellales; Mycosphaerellaceae
Exons: 2
Coding region: 1-1203 (400 amino acids)
Biological process (GO): protein phosphorylation; mitotic spindle organization; regulation of cytokinesis
Cellular component (GO): spindle microtubule; chromosome passenger complex; spindle pole centrosome
Molecular function (GO): ATP binding; protein kinase activity
Source: RefSeq, a predicted model, not a curated record
AUGGCCGACAUUCAAAAUCUCGAGCAACGCUUCGAAAGCAUCACGGUCCAAGAUGAGAACCAGGACAGCAAUGCACCAUACCAGCACAAGCCAAAGGGCUCCCUCAGUCAAGCCAUCUCCCUCUCCAAUCUCGGCACAGCAGCAGCCCAAAGCCGCAUGAAACUCCCUCUCCAAAAACUCCCCGCCAACGCCGCAGGCAAACCAACACAAACGACCCUCUCAACAACCAUCACAAAGAUCACCCUCCCCUCCCAAGCCGCCCAACGCCCCUCCGCCGAAUCCCGCCCCUCCGACCCCGACCCCCUCAGCCAACCCACCGACAACCCCAAACCCAAGCCCAAAAACUGGCACCUAGGCAUGUUCGAAAUCGGCAAACCGCUAGGAAAAGGAAAAUUCGGCCGCGUCUACCUCGCCCGCGAACGCAGCACAGGCUUCGUGUGCGCGCUCAAAGUCCUGCACAAAUCCGAGAUCCAACAAGGAAAAGUCGAAAAACAAGUCCGUCGCGAGAUCGAGAUCCAAUCGAACCUCGCCCACACAAACAUCUUGCGGUUAUAUGGCCACUUCCACGACACCAAGCGCAUCUUCCUCAUCAUCGAGUUCGCACGCCAGGGCGAGCUGUACAAGCACCUCCGCAAGGCCGGCCGCUUCCCCGAGUGGCAGGCCGCGCAGUACAUCGCGCAGAUGGCGAGCGCGCUGAAGUACAUGCACAAGAAACACGUCAUGCAUCGCGAUAUCAAGCCCGAAAACAUCCUCGUGGGCUUGCACGGCGAGAUCAAGAUUUCGGAUUUCGGAUGGAGUGUCCAUGCGCCGAAUAACCGUCGCAAUACCAUGUGCGGCACCCUCGACUACCUCCCUCCGGAGAUGAUCAAACCCGGGCGGGAGGAGAACUGGUACAGCGAAAAGGUCGAUUUGUGGAGCUUAGGCGUCCUGACAUACGAGUUUCUUGUCGGCGAGGCACCCUUCGAGGACACGCCCGUCAUGACGCAGCGACGGAUCGCGAGGGGCGAGAUGACGAUCCCGCCGUUUGUGAGCGCCGAGGCGAGGGAUUUGAUCAAGAGGUUGUUGGUGUUGGAUCCGGACAAGAGGUUGAGUUUGGAGGAGGUCGAGGUGCAUCCUUGGAUUAUCAAGCAUUGUGUCAAGGGGGAGAGGCAUUAUCAGAGGACGAGUGGUGGGGAGGGGAAGAAGGAGAAGGUUGUGCAGUGA